This is a messenger RNA of Gastrolobium bilobum, 1272 nucleotides long. RefSeq lists its product as uncharacterized. NCBI's taxonomy places the organism in Eukaryota, Viridiplantae, Streptophyta, Magnoliopsida, Fabales, Fabaceae. The transcript is spliced from 6 exons. The coding region runs from base 70 to 840 and encodes 256 amino acids. The record is from RefSeq and is a predicted model, not a curated record.
AUAAAUAAAUAAAACCUGGUAAUCAUCGAAGAAGAAGAAGAAGAAGAAGAAGAGGGAGUGAGCCUAAGAAUGCAGCUGUGGAACAAAGCUCGAAGCUUUGCGGAAGAAACAGCGAAGCGAUCCCAAGACCUGUCCUUGGGAGCUUCCAAAUUCGGCGAUAUAAUAGCAGAGACGACCAAGGAGAUCGCGGCGCAAGCUUCCAAGCACUUGGCCGAACCUUCUUUGAACAAGGAUAAGGAUAAGGAUAAGGAUCUCCAUCUCCAUCUAGAGAGCUUUGGCAUCACCGACCACUUGAGGGAGUUCGUCAAAGGGAUCACCAUCACUACCUUUACGGAUUUCCCUCUUCAAGAUGAUACACAAUUGUCUGAUGUUCCUGCAGUUUCAAAUGUUAGGCAGGAUCUAACCCAGUGGCAGGAAAAACAUGCCAGUCUUGUUCUUUCUACAGUCAAGGAGAUUUCAAGAUUGAGGUAUGAGCUGUGUCCACGUGUCAUGAAAGAGAGGAGGUUUUGGAGAAUAUAUUUUAUACUUGUGAAUAGUCAUAUUGCACCCUAUGAGAAUCGAUACAUGGAAGAUGCUAAACUAAAAUCAUCUGAACAAGUACAAGAUCACAAAGUGGUGGAAAUGGAACCAUUAAAAGUUGAAUCGACCUCUAAUCAAGAGGUGCAAGAAGUGAAAAAAGAGACCAAAACUUCAGCUUCAUCAACUGAACAAGACUUGGAUGUAUUUCUUCUGGGAGGUACGGGAGACAGUGAUGAUGACCCAGAUGAUGGUGAUGGGGGCUUUGAUGACCAUUUGGACAAACUGGUGGAUAGUUCGGAUGAUGAGAAAGGGAAAUCAUAGAUGUUGCUUGCAAUUAUUGUCCGACAUUAAAGAAGUGGUUGCAACAUGCCUGAGAAUAUUCAUGAUGAAAUGAAGCUUAAUUUAUUGAUGUGAUUCAGAUGGUGGCUGAGCUGUUCCAUGGUGCCUACAUUUAUUCUUUCAACACUUUCCUGCCCCUUUACUUCAUGUGUUAAUAGUUCCCCAUGUUUAGGGAUGAAGGUUGGGUUUGUGAUUAUAAAGAAAGUUAAUUUAUUUGGUGACUAAUUUUGUUAAGUUUUUUAAAUAUAGGUUUCUUUUCUUUGUAUAUAAAAAUACAUAUUAAAUGUACCCAAAGGAAAAAGAAAAAACAUAGAGAUACUGCUUGGUGCUUAAAUCAGUUAUCCCUGCUAUGUAUAUUGCGGUCCUAUUCGUGUAGCUGGGAAUCCAGGGGAAAAUAAUAAAAGUAAUAAAAUU